Messenger RNA from Sorghum bicolor (sorghum), 531 nucleotides. RefSeq lists its product as uncharacterized. Bases 108 to 395 code for a protein of 95 amino acids. Lineage: Eukaryota; Viridiplantae; Streptophyta; Magnoliopsida; Poales; Poaceae. The transcript is spliced from 2 exons. The record is from RefSeq and is a predicted model, not a curated record.
GCCCCUGUCUCACAACACACACACACACACAGCUAAUACAAAUAGGGGAAAAAAUAGCUGCAUACUCUAUAUAAAUCUUCUACUAGGUCUCCUGGAUUACUGUGAUAAUGUCAUCGAAGAUUGGCAGCAGCUUCGUGUCCAGCCUCAUCUGCCGGCGGAGCUACGGCGUCUACGCGACGGCGGUGAAUGUUCAACAUGCCUCCGCCGCUGCUGCAGUGGCGGCGACGCCGAUGGCGAAAACGGACGUCGUCGCAGCAGCAGCGGAUGCGUCGAGGGCGAAGCAGGACGACAAGUUCUGGAUGAGAGACCCCAAGACGGGGUGCUGGAUCCCCGAGAACCGGUUCCAAGAGGUGGACGUCGUCGACCUCCGUAACCGGCUCAUCUGCCACAAGUGAACAACUCUGAAAGCAUUCAGAACGAAAAGGCAUGUGCAUCACCUGGAACCAAUGGCCACACACCACCAUCAGCGUUAUUAAUUACACACACACACACACACACACACACACACACACACACACAUAUAUAUAUAUA